Messenger RNA from Laccaria bicolor S238N-H82, 561 nucleotides. RefSeq lists its product as hypothetical. Bases 1 to 561 code for a protein of 186 amino acids. Lineage: Eukaryota; Fungi; Basidiomycota; Agaricomycetes; Agaricales; Hydnangiaceae. The transcript is spliced from 3 exons. The record is from RefSeq and is a predicted model, not a curated record.
AUGCCUCCCAGGACUUCCAAGAACUCUGCUAAUGUUCCCACCUCGCCUCCUAAGUCCCCUCCUAAGUCUCGUAGGAGUGCCAGAAAGCGUGCUGCAUCAUCUGUUGAUGCCUCUGUGGAACCAGCUGCCAAGAAGGUUGCCAUGGACAGUGAAGUGGGUGAGACUGGAGGUGAGGGUGAAGAUAAUGAAGGUGGAGCUACAGGAAAGAAAGGGAACAAGGGAAACAACAAAGCUGCUGGAAAGAAGGGAAAGAAGGGAAUUGCGAAAUCUAGUGCCAAACCUGUAAAGGCUGCAGUUGAAAAGGCAUCACCCCCUCACCCUCUACCUCACUGCCCACCACCCUCCCCCUCUACCUCACUGCUAACCACCACCCCUCUCCUUCACUGCCUACCACCCCUCCCCCCUUCCCUGAUUGCCCACCACCCCUCUCCCCUCCCUCAUUGCCCACCACCCCUCUCCCCUCCCUCAUUGCCCACCACCCCCACCCCUUUUCCUCACUGCCUACCACCUCCCUCCCUCACUCCCCCUUCCCUCUAUGUAAUAUUUGAUGUAGUAAUGUAA